AUGUACUCCUCUAUGUCCCGUCUUGAGAAAUUGGUGGCUGUCGAAGAGAAACUGGUGGAAAUGUCAAAAGAAUUCCUGAAAGAGGAGAAGAGUCGCCUGCAUUCUUUAGAAAGUUUUGUAGAGACAGCUGAGCAGCAGCUGCAGAUGAGUGUCAACAAGUCCAUGUCUCUGGUCCACCAUCCGGUCGGAGCGUAUCUACUGGUCAAGAGACUGAGUUCGGACUGGCUACAACAUGUCAAGAGCGUUUACCAGCCUCUCACGGAUUUCGUGAACAGGUACAACAGCGAGUACCACGGACAGCUUCCUUCAGCUGAAGACGCCGAGUGGUCAGCACACGCCAUUCUGAGACUGCAGGAGGUCUACCAACUGGACAUACGCAACAUUAUCAGCGGUCAGAUGGAACUCGGUCUCAGUACGAACAACGUGCCUGGAUCCAUGGAGCAAAAUGCGCUGCGUCUGAAGAGAGAGGACAUCUUCGCCAUAGCAAAGGGGGCGUACAGAAACAACGACUACCGGAACGCAGUCAAGUGGCUGAACGAAUCCAUACAACUGAUGGAGGCGGAGGAGGUGACCGAGAACAGGGAGAAUCUAGAGGAGAGUGAAGACGCCGGUGAUACAAGUGGCGCAUUGCGUUAUAAAGGAAACGUCAAGAAAGAAAAUCUCAAAUUCAGUGCGUUGCAAUAUCUUGGAUACUCGCUGUACAAGCAAGGUGACCUUGAAGAUGCGCUUGCAAUCUACAAAAAAGCCUCGUCUCUUGAUCCAAAACAUGACGAAGUUCGUGAUAGCAUAAAGCUCCUACAGAGGAAGAUUCGCUCCGCUAACAUGUUCGGAAAUGUCAACAACGACGAGCACCCUCGCCCGUGGGCUUCUGCGUCCAACGCGAAGAUGAUCAAAUACAUGGCUCUAUGUCGGCAUGAACUAAAGCCGCGCCCAGACGUACAGGCCAGACUGAAAUGCCGGUACCAAAGUAACGGUAACCCGUAUCUUCUCCUGGGGCCUGUGAAGACUGAAGUACUCAGCAGAAAGAAGCCGGAAAUAACGCUGUUCUAUGACGUCAUUACAGAUGAAGAGGCACAGACGAUCAAGAACCGUUCACUCCCAAAGAUGUUUCGCUCCAGGAUUGGAAACUCCUUUAGUGAAGUGGAGAGCCACAUUCGAAUCAGCCAACAGGCGUGGCUACAUGAUAAGGAUGACGAGGUUGUCUCGCGCGUGAGCAAACGGAUCGGUCUCCUCACAGGUCUCAACACCACCCCCACAUCUACAGAACUACUCCAGGUGCUGAAUUAUGGACUAGGCGGACAGUACGAGCCUCAUCAUGACUACAUGACCGCUGAGGAGAAAAUGUGGGGGACGAUAUUGGGGAACAGAAUGGCCACGUUCCUGAUGUAUCUGAGUGACGUCACUGCCGGAGGAGCCACAGUUUUCCCUGUCGCAAACGUCACCGUUCCAGUCGUGAAGAACGCCGGGUUGUUGUUUAUGGAUCUGCUACGGUCGGGGCGUGGUGAUGUGAACAGUCUACAUGCCGGGUGUCCUGUUGUUAUCGGAUCCAAGUGGAUUGCCAACAAAUGGAUACACGAGGGCGGAAAUGAGUUCCGGAGAAAAUGCGGACUCAGCCCGAACGAGUGACUGCUCCAUAGGACAAACUCGGCGUUUUAUGAAUGACCAGAAUACUGUUAAGAAUAUGAGAAAACAACUUAACAUAAUUACUGUGCAGCAAUAUCUUGUAAUUUUCCCAUAAGUAAACUAUUUAACAUAGAUGGCACAAGUAAUAUUUAUGGAACGUAGUUUUAAUACAUGACGUAAAGACGUAUUUUACUAAAACAUCGAUUUUUGUGCUUAAGGUCACGUUGGCUUGAUCAUAUGAAUUACAUCCCCUUGGAACCCAAAUGCUGACAUGAGGUUGCCUUCAUUAUUAAAUCUAAGCUAAGUGUUUAGGAAGGUUGAAAAAAUGACUAAACACACAGAAUAUGCCAGAAAGCAAUUACUCAAGCAACUGGAUGAUGUUGGCAACGGUCAGACGUUCCAGAUAGUAUCCACUAUCUGACGAAAGAAAAUGGGUACUAUCUGAAACGUCUGACCGUUUCCAAAAUCAUAUCCAGCUGCUUGAGUAACUGCUUUUUGGCAUAUCUUAUUACCUGGAUGUCUAAUCUUCAUCGACGCACACAGAGUAUGGUCUACUGAUGAACAGGAGAUUCUUCAUGUAUGGCCUCACAUAUCGUCUUUGAAUUUGGAAGUAACGUUGAAAGUGUUCUAAGUCAUAGGCACUGAUGUAUGUUAUGAUAUAAGUUGCUGAAUGGUAGUGGGCAUUGUCAGAAGACGGAUUAAAAUUACAACGUUGUGAAUUCCUUAACUGUUGUAGCUAGUUACUUACAUAUGCUAUCAGACAUUAGACCUAGUAAAAUCAUGUAUUUCCUUCCAACACUGAAUUAAUAUAGGGAUUACCCUAAAUUGUCGGUCGAACUCCGUCAACCUUGUUCACAGAAUGACCCUUCUCCAGCAGUGACGUCAGGAACACACCACUUUUG
This is a messenger RNA of Branchiostoma floridae (Florida lancelet), 2525 nucleotides long. Its product is annotated as prolyl 4-hydroxylase subunit alpha-1-like. Gene Ontology annotation, biological process: peptidyl-proline hydroxylation to 4-hydroxy-L-proline. NCBI's taxonomy places the organism in Eukaryota, Metazoa, Chordata, Leptocardii, Amphioxiformes, Branchiostomatidae. The record is from RefSeq and is a predicted model, not a curated record. Gene Ontology annotation, cellular component: endoplasmic reticulum. Gene Ontology annotation, molecular function: iron ion binding; procollagen-proline 4-dioxygenase activity; L-ascorbic acid binding. The transcript has 15 exons. The coding region runs from base 1 to 1626 and encodes 541 amino acids.